AUUAAAUAAUCGAGAAUAUAGACCCAUGGAUUAAGACAAGGAUCUUCUCACUCAACCAUUGAAUUUUAACACCACCUAUUCCAAACAAAAAGAGCCAGAUAUCUUUACCUAUGUAAUAGAUGGAAAGUUGACAUUAUUGGAGAAUUGGAUCCAUCAAUUCAAAAACACUGAGGACAUCAUAAAUGCAAAAGAUCCUGAAGGCAAAACACCAUUAUUUUAUGCAUGUUACUACAAUUUCAAAAAUAUUGUGAUGUAUUUGCUUAUGAAAGGUGCUGAUCCAUUUCUAACAUCUAAAUCUGGAUUCAAUGUGUAUCAUGUCUGUGCAUAAAGAGGAAAUCUUGAAUGCCUCUAAAUACUCUGUAAUAUGUUCAGACACAAAUUAAAUAUGAUGAAAUGGGAGGAAUUAAAAUUAGCCAUGCAAAGAUAUCAAUUCAAAAAGACAGAUGCAUAAAAAGGACAAUUAAUUAAUGCAGAUAAACAUUUAAAGUAAGUUCAAUCAAGAUUCUAGAAAUUUUAAGAAAUCGUUAGUGAUUAAUAUUAAUAAUUUUUGGAUCAAAAUCUUCUCUAUUUUAAUAGAGUCAAUGCUACAAUUGAUCAAUUUCAAAGAAAUCCAAUACAUUAUGGCAGUUUAUCUAAAUAUACUAAAUGUUUUUAAUGUAUUAAGUAAUUGAUAUAAUUUGAUUUCAAAUCUGAAGGAUGGGAUUUAUUUUAUGAUAUUUUUAUGGAGGUGUAAUUAUUAAUAUAAAUUGCUGAUAAAAAGAUUGAUCCCAGGUAAUACAGAAAUUAUCGUGAACUUGCUUGCAACUUCCUAAAUUCAUAAUUGCUUGAACACAAACAAACUAAUUUCUUGAACAAUAUUAAGAAACUCUAAAGGGAUGUUGUUAAUUAAUAGGAUAUAGAUGGAUAUACCCCUAUGCAUUUGGCCUCCUUUGCAGGGGACUUUGCAGCAAUCCAAUUUAUGCUAUUAUUGGGAGCAGAUCCAAAAAUAAAAUGCAAAAGAAAAAUAAGAACUCCUUUGGAAUACGCAUCAAAUGAUUCUGUAAGAAAGUAUCUGAUGGACCUAAAUAAUGCUGUUGAAGAAGGAGAUGACAAGAGUUUUACCUUAUUAGUGAAUUGUGGUUAGAGAGUAAAUGGAAAAUCAACUAUCUAUGGGAUAACUCCUGUCCAUAAGGCUAUCGAACAGACUCAUAAAUCAUCCAACAAAACUAUGCUAAGCAAAGUCUUAGAAAUGGAUGCCGAUGUGAAUGUAAUCGACACAAAUGGAUGGACUCCACUGCAUCAUGCUGCAUAUUAUGGGGAAUUGUGGGCAAUAACUACUUUGAUAGAAAGAGGAGCAUAUCAAUAAAUCUCAUCUAAUAAAGGGUACUUUCCAAUCCAUGUUGCAGCUCUGAACAAUUAAGCAAAGGCUGUUCAGUUGCUAAUAGAGAAAGGAGUGAAUAAUUAAGAAAGUUACAUUGACUUUUAGGAUAAUCAGAAUUGCACUCCUAUGCAUUUAGCAGCUAAAAAGGGUCAUGAUUAGGUUGUGUAAGUUUUAUUUGAAUCAGGUGCUGAUAUAUAUGCAGUAGAUAAGAGAAAUUGGACUCCAUUGCACUAUGCCUCAUUUUAUUAAAAUAGAAAUGUUGUUCAUUUAUUAAGUAGGUAUGACGCUGAUGAAGAUCGUUAUUGCGCAAUCAGGACAAGCAAGGGUUAAACAGCUGAUUAGAUGACAACGGAUUCUGAAGUCAAGUUUGCAUUUAAAACAUUAUGGAGUGCAGCUAGAGAUGGUGACUUAGACACAGUUAGAAAGUUAGUGACAUUGAAUCAUCCGAUUAAUGAGCAGAGUUAUGGAAAUAAAUUCACACCUUUGAUAUUGGCUACUAGAGAAAAUCAUUAUCUUAUCGUCAAAUAUCUAUUAUCAGAGAAUGCAGAGAAGACACUCAAGGACAAAUAUGGAAAUAGUGCUUUGGAUUACGUAGAAAAGUAGGCAAAUUCGAAGAUUAAGGAAUUGUUAUAAGCAGAAUGA
Messenger RNA from Paramecium tetraurelia, 2002 nucleotides. RefSeq lists its product as uncharacterized. The transcript has 5 exons. The record is from RefSeq and is a predicted model, not a curated record. Lineage: Eukaryota; Ciliophora; Oligohymenophorea; Peniculida; Parameciidae. Gene Ontology annotation, molecular function: protein binding.